AUGACAAACAAGAUUUUUAAUCGUAUAACCGUGAUAGUAUCUGCAGUUGUUUUUUGGAUACUGCAAGUUUCUUCUCCAUGGAUUCAAAUGAUGAGACGCAAAAAGACACCGGCAGAGAUACUAAGAAAUGAAUUACAUCAUGCCAAAACAUAUACAGAAUGGUCAAACGAAGAAUGGAAACAAGAUCCAGCGUCACCAUAUUAUGAUUACAUGAUGAUUCAAAAAAGGUUGGAACACCUUAGGGGAGUUCGUGAAAGCAAUGACGUUUUAUCAAUGAUUUAUCUACUAAGGUCAGGUCUAUUGCGAAAUUUGGGAGGUAUAAAUGAUCCAAGGUUAUUUUGUAAAUCAUAUCUGGGGACCAAACAAUUAAUACAAGAUUAUACGCAAGAAAUCGUAACACAAUUAGAUGAUAUAGGAGAAAAAGAUUUCACAGAUCUUCCACAAUAUUCAAAAUUGGAUUUCUUUAAUGAUACUCGUCAAUCAUUUGGAUGCACUGCUUUGGUAUUAUAUGGUGGGGCGACAUUUGGCUUAUUUCAUUUAGGUGUCGUCAAAGCGUUAAACAAGCAUGGGUUAUUACCUAGAAUCAUUAGCGGCACCGCUAUUGGAGCUUUGAUUGCCGCUUUAGUUUGUAUUAGGACUGAUGAAGAUUUACCAAGUAUUUUUGAAGAAGGUGGUGUGGAUUUAGGUGCCUUUUCAAAAAAAGGAAGAAAAGGAAACAUAAAAAGGAAAAUAAGUAGAUUUUUAAAACAUGGUUAUUUCAUGGACAUCAAAGUAUUGGAAGAGUGCGUUCGAAAUAACGUUGGGGACCUCACAUUCGAGGAAGCAUAUUUAAAAACAAAAAGAAUAUUAAACAUCACGGUCUCAUCAACUAGAAAAUUCGAAGUUCCUCAGCUUCUCAACUAUUUGACCGCACCCAAUGUAUUGAUACGAAGUGCGGCUUGUGCUUCUACUGCCAUAAUGGGAUUGUAUGAUAGUGUUGAUUUGUUGGCCAAGGAUAAAGCUGGAAAUAUCGCACCUUGGGCCCCAACUGAAAUUAAAUGGAGAAAGUGGACAGAUGCAGUUCCAACUGAAAGUGAAUCUCCAUUAACAAGAAUUUCGGAAUUAUUUAAUGUCAACCAUUUCAUCGUGUCUCAAGCAAACCCAUAUAUCGCCCCUUUCAUGGCAAAAGAACAAUUUGGUAGUAACACAUUGAUUAAAUGUGGUCACCUAUUAACAUCCGAAUUCAGGCACAGAAUCAAUCAACUUAAACAAAUGCGUCUUCUUCCAAGAAUGUUUCGAGGUUUUGUUGAUGAAAAAGUUUCGGGAAAUGUUACUAUUGUUCCUUAUCUAUCAUUUUCAGACUUUAAAACCCUGUUGUCGAAUCCAACUCACUCGUCUUUGGAUUAUUGGAUUCUGAAAGGAGAACAAUCUACUUGGCCUAUGUUAGCUUUGAUAAGAAAUAGAUGCGAAAUUGAACUGGCUCUUGACAGAAUCAAUUUGAAAUUGAAAGCAACCACGAUCGAACGCGCUUAUUCUAUAUACCAAAAUGCUAAUAAAGAGAAAGACAAUGGAAGGAAACGCACUAAAUCUAUCCACUAG
This is a messenger RNA of Funneliformis caledonium, 1578 nucleotides long. NCBI's taxonomy places the organism in Eukaryota, Fungi, Glomeromycota, Glomeromycetes, Glomerales, Glomeraceae. The record is from the annotation of a GenBank genome assembly.